AUGGCGACUUUCAACGAGAAGAAGACGUGCAAUCAACGCAUGGAAGAAUUCAAACGUUUUGUCUGGAAUCCAGACACAAAGGAGUUCAUGGGCCGGACCCCCGGAAAGUGGGUUCUUAUCAGUCUAUACUACGCAGCCUUCUAUGUUGUAAUGUGUGCGUUGUUUGCACUGGCCCUAUUUGUGUUGUUGACCACAACAGACCCCUAUACACCGACCUAUCAAGACCAGCUCAAAUCACCAGGUGUGACAAUACGACCGGAGCCAAAAGAUUUGAAGAUCUCCUUCAACAUCUCGAAUCCAAAGUCCUGGCAAUAUUACGUCAAUGCUCUUCAGCACUUCCUUUCAGCUUAUAAUGAAUCCGUCCAGGCCAAAAUCAGCCGGAACUGCACUCCAGGCAACUAUACCUUUCAGUCAGGAUAUGGACCGGAUUCCAAGUAUUCUUGCCAAUUUAAUCGGGAGAUGCUGAAGAACUGCUCCGGGCUCGAGGAUCCCACUUUCGGAUAUAAAACUGGUCAACCCUGCGUCUUAAUCCGGAUGAAUCGGAUUAUCAACUAUUUGCCUGGAAAUGGAACCACCCCAAAUGUUACGUGCGGUGUUCUGCAUGCCUACCCAGAGAGUAUUGGAGAUGUGGUAUUUUAUCCUGAGAAUGGUACCUAUGACCUAUCGUAUUUUCCUUACUACGGGAGACAACCCCAGCCAAACUACACCAAUCCGCUAGUUGCAGUCAAAUUCCUGACUCUGAAAAGGAACAGGCACUUUGAAAUUCAGUGCAAGAUUAAUGGACCAGGAAUCAUUAGUGACAACCCCUAUGAAAAAUUCGAGGGAAGAGUGAUCUUUCACCUGGACAUCCAAAAAUGA
Messenger RNA from Hemiscyllium ocellatum (epaulette shark), 858 nucleotides. RefSeq names its product potassium-transporting ATPase subunit beta-like. Gene Ontology annotation, molecular function: ATPase activator activity. The transcript is spliced from 7 exons. Gene Ontology annotation, cellular component: sodium:potassium-exchanging ATPase complex. The record is from RefSeq and is a predicted model, not a curated record. Gene Ontology annotation, biological process: potassium ion import across plasma membrane; intracellular potassium ion homeostasis; sodium ion export across plasma membrane. NCBI's taxonomy places the organism in Eukaryota, Metazoa, Chordata, Chondrichthyes, Orectolobiformes, Hemiscylliidae. Bases 1 to 858 code for a protein of 285 amino acids.